Messenger RNA from Orbilia oligospora ATCC 24927, 813 nucleotides. RefSeq lists its product as uncharacterized. The coding region runs from base 1 to 813 and encodes 270 amino acids. Gene Ontology annotation, molecular function: protein N-terminal-serine acetyltransferase activity; protein-N-terminal-alanine acetyltransferase activity. NCBI's taxonomy places the organism in Eukaryota, Fungi, Ascomycota, Orbiliomycetes, Orbiliales, Orbiliaceae. The record is from RefSeq and is a predicted model, not a curated record. The transcript has 3 exons.
AUGCAAUAUUUGAACAAAGUUGAGAAUGAAAAGACGAGUCUCCCUGUCGAUCUAUAUCACCUUCAUACACCGGUAGAGGAAUAUGACUUGAAUUGUGUUCUGCCGCUACGUACCCUCGAAUCGAACGGGGUGAAAUUGGAACCAUUUAUCCCUUCGCUACAUGCAGAGCAUGCAUUCUCCCUCCUGCAGCAAGAACCAGAGAACAUAAUCUAUAGAUAUCUUCCCUACGGCCCAUUCUCUACUCUUGCUGAGUUCUUAACAUGGUAUGAAACCCGUAUUCGAAGUGACAAGCAGUCUUGCCUAUUCUUGAUUACGGAUCUUUCUCGGCCAUAUGAUGCGGAGAAACCAUUAAGCAGGGUUGCAGGGUGGAUUGGUAUUAUCAACAUCAGUAUCGUGGAUUUGGUUGGUGAGAUUGGACAUGUUACUGUUUUGAAAAGAGCUUGGAGGACCCAUAUAAACACCCAUGCCUCGUCUUUACUGAUUAAGUACCUGCUUUCGCCUCGCCCCGAGGGUCUUGCAUUCCGUCGAGCUUCAUGGUUGGCACAUUGGCAGAACGAAAAUUCUAACAAAGCAGCGGCGAGACUUGGAUUUCAAUUCGAAGGCAAUAUUCGCUGUGCGAAGUUACUUCGACAAGAUAAAGAGGGAGAUGUCAUCGAUAGUAAGAAGGGGUUAGGAAGGACAGAGGAAGGGAAGUGUAGGAAUACAAAUGUUUGGAGCAUUACCUGGAAGGACUGGGAGGAAGGGAAAUCAGAGAAGAUUGAGGAGCUAUUGGCGAGGGAGGUCAAAGAGAACCCAGCCUGGGAUUUCGAUUGA